Messenger RNA from Penicillium soppii, 3114 nucleotides. RefSeq lists its product as uncharacterized. The coding region runs from base 1 to 3114 and encodes 1037 amino acids. Gene Ontology annotation, cellular component: cytoskeleton; cytoplasm. Gene Ontology annotation, biological process: actomyosin structure organization; peptidyl-threonine phosphorylation. Gene Ontology annotation, molecular function: protein serine/threonine kinase activity. The record is from RefSeq and is a predicted model, not a curated record. Lineage: Eukaryota; Fungi; Ascomycota; Eurotiomycetes; Eurotiales; Aspergillaceae. The transcript has 9 exons.
AUGGAGCAACUCGCUCAGUUGGUGCAUGAAGUGGAACGUCUGGUCACCGCGCCCUACGUGCCCUCGCUACAUGGGCUAUACAAUCUAUUACAGCAAGGCUCUGCUUCAUCGAUUGAUUCCUGGGCAUCUUGCAAGCCAUGUCAGGUCGGCUUGUUGACCAAUGUUUUGGUCGAAGCCUUAUCGCGAUCGCGGGUCGCUCUGCCUUUAAUCGCAACGUUUGCUGCUUCAUCAAAUUUUCGCGAUGCACUUCUCGAGCGCCAUCCAGUUAUCUUGGAUGCUUUUCUUGAAAAAGCUAUGAACGGUGAUGAACCCGAGUAUUAUUCGGCAUGCAUUGCCUUCUUCACGUCACCCCUGCCAGACACUUUUGUUGCGCCUGCUCGAAUCGCCCCGUUCGUUGCGAAGCUGGUGAGCAUGAUGGCAGCCAACCCAUGCGUUGAGACCGUAGCACCACUCCACGCACUCAUCAAUGGACUCAAAGGCUCGCCAGGAAUUCUAGAUGAUAUCCCGUCUGAAAUCAUGUCAAAUCUCCAGCUGGAGUUCACAAAAACACUGCGCAACCUCGACGACCAUAUGGGGAACCUACUGUGUCUUGCCACUUUUGCCCAGAUCGCGACAGGACGGACCACAACACCACAAUAUCAACACGGAUCAGAAGGCCAAUGGCUUCUCAAUAUCAAACAUUUCUUUGGGGCUAAACGAGGUCUCAAGACACUCGAUCUAGUCGUUUUGCGGGUGAUUCUGGCUUGCUCUUCGAGUUGUAACUUAGGGCCACAAGACGCUACUGAGAGUAUCCGGCUCGCAAUUACUAUCGCUGAUGCAAUCGAGCCUGAGCAGAAACAGGCAUGGAUUGCAAGUAACUCGGCCAAGAUUUCUAAACUGCGUGAGAAGGCUGUCAAGGAUGGUUUAUAUGGCGGGAUCCAAACGAUGGCCAUUGUAUUUUUGCAUGUACUUCUCCCGGUGCAGUCGCUAUCAUCCCAGCUACGAGACUUUGGGCUCAAAAUUCUUCUGUCGAAGAACAGCCAAGGAACAUUGGAGUUACUAUCGCCGGAACUCAUCGCACGUCUUGGAAAGUCGCUAGCUGACACCGGAGAAUCUGCUACCCGCGAGCUCACGACCUUUACAUUUGCCGCGCUGAAUGGCAGCCAAUGGCAGAGUAGAGAAACAGUGUCAACGAUACGCUUGGCGCAUUUGAUCUUGACUGGCCUCCAGAAAGUGGAACCUGAGACAGUGCGCUUCAGUAUCAAAAACUCAAUAAGCGCUCUCAGUCAAAUUGUUGGAGAAACAAUAGAGCACUUUCCCCGACAACCGUGUGAAAGUCAGUGCAGUCAGUCAAUCGUGUGCACUUCGCAGCUAUGCAGAAUGCAGAACCAGCUAUUUUUGUCACUGUUGAACCUUUACAGUACGAACUCGCCAGCGCAGACCGGGGUUGACAUUAUAAUGAGGUCAUUCAUGAGACGCGUAGAGCAGUCUUUGCCCAAUACACAGUGCGCAUUCUCAACAGGAAGCCCAAGCAAUUUCCAACGCUCUGUUACCUUACGCCAUCACAGUGAAUUCUCUUCUACAACCAUCAACCGGGAUUGGCGCGCUGGUUUUACAGAUGUCUUUAUGCAGAAUGCCAAGACUACUCAUGAUAGCAUGAUGAGAAAGAUUGAAGAUACCUGCUUUGAUUUGGAGCGGCGCUGUGAAGAUGUGGAAGGGCCCUUACGAGUUGUCGAACAAGACCGCGACAAAUAUGCUGAGGAAAAUGAAGAACUCAAAACACGAAAUGAAGAAUUAAUCGAGCAACUGAGACAGAAAACCGACGAAUUGGAAGACACACGAAGAAAAUCAUCCGAACAUCUAACUGAGUUUGGUCAUGAGCACGCACGCCUCGAGCAACUUCUUCAAGAUCAAUACACGUACCGUGAUGAGCUGACAGGAUCUAUUGAGUCUGUACGAGCGGAGCUUCAAGAGCUGAAAAAAAGCUCUGAAAUCGACAUUUUUGCCGAGAAAGAGAGGGCUCGCUCCAAAGAGUUAGAGAUGAUGGCUACUCUUACUGGAAAAGAAGAUCAAAUCGAGGAUCUCCAAGGGGAAAUCCGUGACAUGCAAAUGCAGAACGAGCAGAAGUCUCGGACCCUUGCUCAAGUUUUGAAGGAUAAUGACACUUCCCGACAAGCUUUGAACUCCCUAGAGCUGGAGCUUGCGGUUGCUGCGCAAAGCUUGGAGCAGUCUAGACUUCUCAAUGCUCAGAAAGAAGACGAGAUUAGCCGCCUCCUGGCUCAGGAAGUUGGCCUGCGGAAGGAACUGGAGACAUUACAAACAGCGACGAAGCAGUGGAAUGCGGAGAUUGAUAGGCUUGGUUCUGCCCUACAGCAAUCUGAGGAGAAUCUACAAAGUGAAGCCGAAAGGCUGAACAAUGAAGCUUCGCUAGCUACGGCCGAGAUUGCAAAAAUGAAUGCAGAAAACCAACGAUUGCAAGCUGCUAUGCAGGCCGCCACCAUUGUUGCUUCUAAAGAUGCCCAAUCCAAAGACAAACGCAUCCAUCACUUGGAAAGAAAGGUGCAAGCCCUACGAGACGAACGUGCCGACAAGGCUCGAGAGUUCUCAGAAGCCCAGCAACACAUCGGCCGACUCAUGGGCGUCAUGGGCUUCGCAGCAAAUGCCCCAGAAUCUACCUCUCCCCAAUACCAACGGACCAAAUCCACAAACCACACACCAGUAGCUAGAGUUCGCCAACCAAUCAGUGACGAUGAAGAAGAGACACAAACACAAUCAUCCCAAUACAUGCCCAUGGGCCCCACCCCGAAGCGCCCAAGAGGGAACCGCAAGUCAGCCGUACCCCACACAAGUACUUCCCCUGCUGCAAUCUCGAAGACAAGAAGUCCACCGGCUGGGCCUCGGUCUGUGCGAAAACCAUUGGCAGAGGCUGAUCUCAACAGUCCUGCUAAGAUACCGUCAAGCAAUGGAUCAAAACAUAGUCAGGUUGAUAUGGUGCCGGGAACCCAGGCACGGGAGAGCUUUGAGGAUAAUCAUCUUCGAGAUCUGGGUCUUGACAUGGAUCUUGAAUUUUCGAAAGACUUUCUCUUUUCCAGUACUGCUUUCACGGGGUCGAAUGAACAGGCUGGGCUGCAAUAG